Messenger RNA from Brachypodium distachyon (stiff brome), 1899 nucleotides. Its product is annotated as protein RAE1. Gene Ontology annotation, cellular component: nuclear pore. The transcript has 11 exons. NCBI's taxonomy places the organism in Eukaryota, Viridiplantae, Streptophyta, Magnoliopsida, Poales, Poaceae. The coding region runs from base 453 to 1490 and encodes 345 amino acids. Gene Ontology annotation, molecular function: RNA binding; ubiquitin binding. The record is from RefSeq and is a predicted model, not a curated record. Gene Ontology annotation, biological process: transcription-dependent tethering of RNA polymerase II gene DNA at nuclear periphery; RNA export from nucleus.
CCUCGACCUGAGAAAGGGCUCUCAGCCAUGCGGAAUUAUAUAUUUUAAUUUUAAUCUAACAUGUGCAAUUAAGCAUUUAAAUAUUUUAAAUCUAAAUUAUACCGAACUUCUGUAUACAUUUAGCGAGGUGCAACUUGGUCUGUUGCAUGACAAAAAUGAGAGCAAAUCCGACGGUUGAAUUUCCCAUAUCACGUCCAGGGCCGAGAAUUGGGCCCCAAGCCUUGAUAAUAUCCGGCCCGACUAAGCCCAGAGAAAGGCCCCUGACAGCCCACGGCCUGGUUUAGUUUGGGCGUCAAUUCCACGCGACCGUGGCCUGGAUUGGGCGUCGAUCCCACGCGGGCACCGUCUCUUAAAACCAAAAACCCUCCCGAGUAUGCGAGAACCCCCGACCCCGCCUCCCUUCCCUCUUUCCGUCCCCAAAUUCGCCCCCCAAAAGCACCUUCCGAACCCCAAUGGCGAGCUUUAACGCCGCCGGCGCUGGCGCGGCCAACCCCAACCCCAACAAAUCCCUCGAGGUGAACUCGCCGCCCGGAGAUUCGGUUUCCAGCCUGAGCUUUAGUCCCAAGGCGAACCACCUCGUCGCUACCUCCUGGGACAACCAGGUUCGGUGCUGGGAGGUCCAGCCUGGUGGCCAAUGCCAAGCCAAGGCGUCGAUUUCGCAUGAUCAGCCGGUGCUGUGCUCAGCCUGGAAGGACGAUGGUACUACUGUUUUUUCGGGAGGGUGUGAUAAACUGGUUAAGAUGUGGCCGUUGCUGUCUAAUGGGCAGCCCACGGUCUUCUCAGGGCAUGAUGCGCCGGUUAAAGAACUUGCCUGGAUUCCACAAAUCAAUCUUCUUGUCAGUGGGAGCUGGGAUAAGACUUUGAGGUACUGGGACCCUAGACAACCUCAGCCAGUACAUGUUCAGCAACUUCCCGAGCGCUGCUAUGCUCUCUCACUUAGUUAUCCUCUAAUGGCGGUUGGCACUGCUGAUCGCAAAGUAGUUAUCUUCAAUCUGCAGAACCCACAGGCUGAAUUCAAGAGGAUCGACUCACCUCUGAAAUUCCAGACAAGGUGUCUUGCUGCAUUCCCUGAUCAACAAGGGUUCUUGGUUGGAUCAAUAGAGGGACGCGUUGGUGUUCAUCAUGUGGAUGACUCUCAGCAAAGCAAAAAUUUUACAUUCAAAUGUCACCGCGAGGGCAAUGAUAUAUACUCUGUUAACUCAUUGAACUUCCAUCCUGUGCACCAUACAUUUGCAACUGCAGGUUCUGAUGGAGGUUUCAACUUUUGGGACAAGGACAGUAAACAAAGACUCAAGGCUUUUAGCAAGUGCCCAUCACCCAUUACAUGCAGCACAUUCAAUCAGGAUGGUUCAAUCUUUGCUUAUGCGGUAUGCUAUGAUUGGAGCAAGGGUGCUGAGAAGCAUAAUCCUUCUACUGCAAAGACAAAUAUCUUUCUACAUAGCGUGCAGGAAUCUGAUGUCAAAGGAAAGCCCCGUGCUGGAAAGAAGUAGACCUGGGAAUGACAAGUUGCAGAUCGGCGCUCCUAACCUGAUAAUCCACACAAUGACACUAUUUGCGUGCAUGUGUUCAGCUCCUGAUUCUUUAGUGCAUUUCUUCAUCUAUGAGACUAUAAACACAUCCUUUAUGAAAAACAGUUGCCUUUCGCCUUAUGUAAAUGGUUGCUCGUAAUUUGUUGUGAUAGUGCAUUGGCGGUAGUUAACUACUAGUUAUAAGUAACAGUGAUGCUGGGUCCUCACUGAAUCUUAUCCAUUCUGGUACAGUGGUACUGGCUUAAUUGUUUCUCCCCAUCCAUAUUUUCUGGAUCUCCAAAACAUCUGUGUGACGACUGUCAAAAUGCCAUGUUACAGAAGCUUCAUAUUCCCUCCAUUCCAUAAUAUAGACAUAUUUUAUUCUGUUACA